AUGUUGAAGAAGUGUUUGUGGUACUGGUAUAUCUUUACCCUCAAGGUGUCAUUGGUUUUACUUGUAAUUGUUGUGUUUAUUGGAGAGUUUGGAUGUUUUCUAUGGGCUUUUUUUACUUGGAGGAUUCCUGACCAAUCCAGAGAUUCACUGAAUUUACUUCUCAUCUCUGACUCACAAAUCCCGGUAGGUCUACUGUACCAAAAACAACAGACAAAUAUGCUGAACAUACACUGAAUCAUUUUAUUAUCUGAAGUUUUAAUCAAUUAGUCUUUUUUUUUUGUCCUUCUAUUCAGAACCACAACCUUGCAUUUUUUAUGAGCAGUUAUAUUUAGUGACUUAUUAGGCUUCUUCUCUCUUGACAUGGCUAAUAGCACCACUUCCCCCCAAACAGUUAGUUCAGUUAGUUUGAAAACUAAAACCAACAACGUCACAGUCACUUAUAUUUUUUCCAUGUUUCAGGCCAAUGGUUUGUGUUUGAUUUGAGUUGAUUUUCCUUUGUUCUGAUUGGCUGUAGGGUUUCCUUUCUUGGUUUUGGUUUUGUGAUAUUUAAUAGAAAUGAACUCUAACAAAGCUCCUCCUUGGACCCUUUUUUUUCCUGUAAGGGAUACAAGGAAGAACCUGAAGGAAUUCAAGGAUGUAUAACACGUGUGGAUACAGACUGGUAUUUAUUCAAGGCUUUUUAUCUGGCCUUGGCAUCGUUUUCACCUGAUGCUGUUAUUCAUUUAGGUUUGUUUCAUGAUCCCUUCUUCAUUUUUACUUUUUAAGUCCUAUGUGGGGUUGUAUUGUUUUUUAAUUACACAUUUGGGUGUCUCAAGGAAUGUGACCCAGUGUACAGUAAGACUUGUAUGAAGUAGACACCGCCUAAAUUCAGGACUUUUUCUUUAUGUAUUUUUAGUAACCAACUUGUAUUCAACAGACGCAGACCUUUGAUAAGUGUAAUUGCAGGCCUUUGAUUAGUGUAACUGCAGACCUUUGACAAGUGUAACUGCAGACCUUUGAUAAGUGUAAUUGCAGACCUCUGAUAAGUGUAACCGCAGACCUUUGAUAAGUGUAACAAGCCUUCCUUUUCUCUAAGGAUACUUGCAAUCAUUUGUUUUAGUGGGACUUCACUAUAGCUCAGGUUACAUGUUAGGUAAAAAGAGGCCUAUAAGAGAAGAUGUUAUAAGAGAGCCAGUACUGUAGCAGUUGUCAUAUAAAGAGGAAAAUUUCACAGUCAAGCUUUCUAUCACUACACAAAUUGAUAUGGAAAACCUUUAUCAGAAAGACUACUUGUAUUAAGUAGACACCAGUAAGCGUCAUAUGUGUUUCAUGUGACUUUCCUGAUGAAGCUUAUCUCAGUAAAAUGGUGGAUACAAACAAAUAUACCAUAAAACAAAUAUUUCAGUAUGCUUUAAAGUUAUUAAUGCUUAGAUAGCUAAUUUGUCUUUUUCCACUGACUUGGUCAGUCACUCCUCCAUCCUUGGUUUUAACUAGAUGAAAAAACUUCAAAAUUAAUAAAAUGUACAUGACUGUGUGGUAUCCUUAUCAAAGAAGAUUAUAUUACACAGUUCUGCAUGAAUAUCUGCCAACAGACACAAGAGGAGCUGUGUCAUGGGUGCCCACUUCUAAAUCUGAUUUAUUAUUAUUAUUGUUCAUUAUUAUGUCACUUUUUUUUUAUCUUGUGUGAGUCAUAUAUGGUAAUUUAGUUUUGACAUCUCAGGUGACAUUUUAGAUGAAGGAUCAAUUGCUACAGAUGAGCAAUAUGAGGAGUAUAAGGUAAUAGACCAGCAGUAUAUCCUCUCAUUCAGUUAUAUAACAGCUUUGUCAGCUUCAAAAUUGAACCAUUCAUUUGCCAUAAAGAGAUCUUCCCCUCCCAGCCCAGUAUGAAAAAAGCAGAGGGAAAGGAGAGGAUUUGUAUUAUUGCUCUCCUCAAUGCAGAGUAAUGGGGCUUCACUCUUUGUAUGGUCCCAAACAACUUAAUUUUUUCAUCAAGUAUUAAUUUAUCAGUUUUGCUCUGUAGAUGCCUUUGUGAUUGAUUUAAAAAAUUAUAAAAUGGAUAGUUACUAAUUUUAACAAUGUUUUAUAUCUUUUCUAGGCAAGACAUGAUAAGAUUUUCCACACCUUUGACAGAUCUGAAAGGAUCUAUGUUGCUGGGGACAAUGACAUUGGAGGUGAAUGGAGUGAUAUCCUCACAGAACAAAAAACAUUGAGAUUUGAACAACACUUUGGUCCCAUAAAUGAUGUGGUGAAACUGAAGUCUUUUCAAAUAAUUAAGGUAUACUAGUGGAGACAGAUUAAUGUUGUUGUAUAUCAGUGGCAUAGGAAGGGAUGUCCUGUGUGAUGUGGUAGUCUUGCUGUCACCAACGAAAGACAUUUAUGUCUAUGGUAGUUCAUUGUAUUGGUUGAUUAUUGGAUUGCUUGCCACAUUAAGCAGCUGUAGCUCAGUAGCUAGAAAACCUUUUAUGAGUCUUAAAGUUAAAACCAGGAGCACUGUGUCCUUAGGAGUACACAUUAAACCUGCAAAGUCAAGGGACCACUUCUCCCAAGUAUUUACUACGCCUAGAAAGCUAUUUUUGUUUGAUGUUUUUUCAAUAAAGAUCAAGAUGUUAGAGGUUUUGAGGUUCAAGGAAUGAAAUUAUCAGGGAACAAAGCAGAAUGGACUGGUUUUGAGUGGCAACCCAAACCAGUCUUCCUUAGAUUUGUAUCUUGAAAUAUUGCUCUGGGUCUGUUUAGUUACUAGACAUAAUAAAUUAAUCUAGAAAAACUUUCUCAAACAUUUAUUAAAAGUUAUUUUGUUACCCAUUAUUGCUUACACUUAAUUGCAGGAGUAACUGUGCAUUUGAUAACCAGACACUGUUCAAGAGAGUGGCAGAAAUGGAACCUUGGUCACCAAAGCAAAAAUCAAUAUAAGUUUUGAAAUUAUUUUAAAGUAUGUUGUAUGUUUUGAAUUUUUACAGAUCAAUUCAGCAAGUUUGUUAAGAAGAAAACCUUUUAGAGAGGAAAGAAAAAUCUACAAUAAAACUGUAGAUUUUAUCAAUAAUCUUUCUCCAAAACUGGACAAGGAGAAGAUUUCCAUUUUAGUCGGUCAUGUUCCUAUUGACGAAAUUAGUGUAAAACAUGAUGUUCCAUUGCGCAAGGUAAGUUAUUUUCAACAGGCAGAUUCAUCAAAUACCAAACUGAUCUUGCUUUAGUUGUAUUGUUCCAUUGUCGCCAGUUCAUACAGGAUUUAUGUGAGCCUUUUGAUCCUUGUCAGCCUUUGGAAAUGAGACACCAAAUUUGAACCCCUAAGCAUGAAUAUUUUGUGACUUUUUCAGCAGUUUACCACUACUAUACAAGUACUCUAGACUCAGGGUUAAGAGGUCUGGGUUCCAGACCUGGCUGGGUCAAUGUGUUGUGUUCUUGGGCAGGACAAGAGGUGAUCUUGUCCUGGGGGUGAUCUUCUUACAAUGGACUGUGAUCCCAUCCAGGGAGGAGAAAUGUUAGGGAAAUCAGGAUAAGCACCUGCUGGUGGGGUCACAAGGAUCAUGUACAAAGUUUGCUGUUUUGCCUACACUAGUUUUGACCAAUAAUGUUGUAAAUUCCUUGAUGAAUUGAAAUUGUUUGGGAAUCGCUAGAAAGUCAUGGUAAUUGAUUGUCAAAAUUUUAAUGUUUUAAACACAAGAUUGUUUGUUCGUACAUUGAUGGUGAAGAGUUCUCAUAAGAGACUGGUCGAUUAAGAUAAUUUUUGUCUCUAUUAUAAUGAUACUAAUAGUAGUUUAUAACAGCUAUACUAUUUUCCUUUGUUUUUUACUUUAAGUUAAUUCGAACUAUGAAACCAACUUAUGCGUUCUCAGGUCAUCUUCAUGAGGUAAGUUCUAUUUUUUGCUGCUUCAUUUUUUUUUUAAUACCAAGUGAAUGUGACACCUCAUUUUGCUUGAAGACUUAAAAAUUUUAAUAUUUAUGAAUUUGGCAGCUUGUUCUCAAUCAUUAAAGAUUUAUUCUCACAUUAAAAGAGACUUAAAACAGAGGUUAUUGUUUACAGUAAUCAUGAUGAGUUUAAUUGUUUAUUCCAGAGGGAUUUUGGGUUAAUUUAUAAACAUCUGAAAUUGUUGUUGAUUUGAAAGUGAAAUCUUUGGCAUCUUGGCAUAAAUUUUGUUCCUUUUAGAGACUUAUAUUAGGGUGAGGACUAUGUGCAUCAAGAGACUUUUAUUCUGUCAUAUUUUCAGUCCCCCCUCCCUCCCCUCCUCAUUAAGCAGUCAUUUGACCUAGAACUAAUCUCACCAUUUAUGUUGCUUUUUAGCCAGCCACUGUUCAACAUGAGUUCGGAAUAUUUACCUUUACAGAAUAUGUGGUGCCUACCUGCAGCUAUCGCAUGGGAACGAAAAUGAUGGGGGCAGCCGUGGCAGUUGUAGGUAUGGUGUCAGCACCAACAAACAAUCUCUGUCACUAUAAUGACUUUGGGCCUGAUAAAAAUGUGCAUAAAGAUGUGAGCCUUACUCUGAGGUGUUGGCUUCCAACUUUUGGUAAAGAGCAAGAGUAAAAAAAUUGAUUUUGCUGAUCACUGCUAUAUUCCUUGGUAUGAGGAAGGCAUGAUUUUAAGUUGUAUCAAUAGUAUUUCAGCCAAUAUACCCUGUAUGUUUUUGAGGUGAAUCUUAUGGCUGAAGAUUAUUUCUUAAUUUCUGAAAUUUACAGGUGCAGUAUGAUUGUUUGCUUAUAUAAUUUUGUAAGUCUGUAGGUCUGAUAGGUAUUUUAAAAUAACUUUUUGCUUUACUUCAAGGUCAUCAGGCUAUGACAUAACUAUUUGAGUUGCUUGGAAUGUAGGGGAAACCAAAGUGUGCAGUUUGACAAAAAGAAAAAGAAAAUACUUGAAUUAUAUCAGAGCAAACCAAAGAGGCAGAGAAUGUUUAAGGGUGAAAGAUUGACACAGACUGAAAAUGAGGGGACAGCACUGCUGAGCUUCCUUAAACUGUGACAUGUUUCUUUGAAUGCAGGUUAUCAUUUUAUCCAUCUGAGACCAUCCCUUGUUCUUUAUACAUUUCCUGAGGUGCUGACAAGGAGAAAUUGUUUAACAAUCAAGAGCUUCUUUUUUCUUGACCUUAAUGUAUGAUUCAGGGGUAACACUGAAAGGAUUUCUGCACUAGUCACUCUUAGGGAUUAAAGGGCUAAUAACUUUUUUCCCCACAAACCAUACAUUUAAUUUGUGUUUAUUACAAGAGGAUGUCCUUCUAUUUUAUGUCUAUAGAAAAUUUUUAUUUUGUUGUUUCAGGUAAUGAUGGCUCCAUCGCGUAUUCCAUUCUUCCUCUCCCAAGUCGAUACUUAUUUCUUCAUGUGUACUUGGUGUCCUUGUGUGUCUCCCUGGUAAUAUCACUACCUGGGUUCAUGAUAUUUGUAAUUCAAAUGUUGGAGAAAAGACUUGUGGGCACAAAACAUGACCCUGUAAUCAUGAAAUUGAAGGAUUUAUGACAUUCAAAGAACAAACCACAUCAGAAUCAUAGGGAUACCAAACACAAUUUUAGUGCAACCUUCAUAUUCUCUUGAUAAAGCAGUUGUUAUUUCUUAUUGUUCCCAAUCCGAACAGAGGAAUUUGAAAUAAAGCGAAG
Messenger RNA from Pocillopora meandrina, 5558 nucleotides. Lineage: Eukaryota; Metazoa; Cnidaria; Anthozoa; Scleractinia; Pocilloporidae. The record is from the annotation of a GenBank genome assembly.